Messenger RNA from Fundulus heteroclitus (mummichog), 2240 nucleotides. Its product is annotated as unconventional myosin-XVIIIa. Bases 133 to 1104 code for a protein of 323 amino acids. NCBI's taxonomy places the organism in Eukaryota, Metazoa, Chordata, Actinopteri, Cyprinodontiformes, Fundulidae. The transcript is spliced from 6 exons. The record is from RefSeq and is a predicted model, not a curated record.
UCACGGCCAGGGCGUCGCUGCUGCUGCUGCUGCUGCGUAGGAAGCCAAACAACACAACUAAGGCUGUAGGUAGGCGUCUCCUGGAUAAAGGAAAAACUCGAUACGAUACAAGGCGUGAGAGAGGUGGCAGAAAUGCAUUCAGCGGCUCCGGACAGCAGCGGUUCGCCGAGGAAGCGCACUAUUUCUCGGGGGAUGAGCGAGGACGAGUCCCUGCGCAACAUUAUAAAGGAGGCCGAGACCUCCUCCAGACGGCUGCCCCGGAGCGACAGCAGGACGGGGACGCUGAGGAAGAGGACUGACAGCCAGCAGUCUGACCAGGACCUCUUCAUUGGACUGCCGGACAUGUUGGAACUGCAGGCCAACUAUGACGAGGCGGUGCAGGAGCUGCGUGGGCUGGAGGUCGAGCGAGAGGCUCUGUUGUUCCAGGUGGACGUCCUGCAGGACACGAUGGAGGGCGUGGAGGAGCUGCUGGCCGAAGCCCAGAGGGAAGCUGGGCAGGCCAACUUGGAGCUGGCACGAGAGCGAGAGGAGAAGAGGAGACUGGAGAGCCUGGUUCGCUCUCUGAUGGAGGAGGUGGAGAGAUUAAAAGAGGAAAGAAAUAACCUACCAGCUGCUCCAGCGAGCCUGAUGGAAGAAGUAAGAACAAAGUCUCUCCAAGCAGAUGAGCAGGAAGGCAGAGAUGAGUCCCUGCUGUGUGAACCUUGUAGCACCAAACUUGACAACGGGGGGCUGGCGGCCCCGGAGGCGGGGGCACCGGAUAAAGAACCAGGAGACGUCUGUGCGAAGCCGCUAAGGAUGGUCGCUCAGCUCCCGGGCCGUCAGCCUUCUCUAGCACUAGGCGACCUCACUUCCACCGACGGCGUUCUUCAGAGGCCCUACGAAAACCACAGGGAGGACGGGCGGGAUCCUUCCCCCGACAGCAACGACUCGGACAAAAGUGCCUAUGAAGACGCGUCGGCCGAGACUCCGGAGCAGGACCGGACCUUCCCGGGCGACGGAGACCUCCCCGACGACGACGACGACUUGGAGGAUGAAGAAAAACGUGCAGCUGACGGCAGCCAGACCCGAGACCCCGAAAACCCUGAAACCUGCGUUUUGUCCUGAAUGCAGCUGGGUUUAAAGGUGAAACUGUUUUUAAUAUAACGCAAGAGCUUUUUGAUUAUUAUUAUUAUUAUUAUUAUUAUUAUUAUGGAAAACUUCAAUCUGAGCUGCGGUCAUUUGAUUAAUACCUGAAAAGCGUUUUACACUGAAUGUUUACUGGGUUUCAGUUGCCCUUUUUAAAUUGUCAAACAUUUCCUGGCUUCACAAAAACGCAAGAAUUAGCUUUUUUUUUUUUUUUUUUACGUCAACUGGGUCUGUUGAAAUCAUCCAAUCUUUAUGCUGUGGACCGAACAGAUACUAAAGAAACCUUUCUUAGGUGUUAUUUAUAAUCGUUUGAACCAAAUUACCAUAGUACGUGUCACUACAAAACAAAAAGCUCAGGUUUGAUAUCUGAAACUCUCAGACUACUUUAUCUUAGUUGCCAAGCAUCAUGUUGAAGUCUGCCUUUAUUUUGUUGUUUUUUCAGGGGCCUAAAAGGACAAAUAGCUGUUUUUUAUAUGUUAGCACCUGAUGGGACGUUAUCAGGACGUCUCUGUAUCCAAAACACUGUAAACUCUGUGGGAAUCCAGACACUGUCGCUGUUUUGGGUCGGUUUUAAUGUUUCACUUAAAAAUAGACUAAUUCUUUUUACUUGAAGCAGGUUUACGUCGUAUUUUGACGUUUACCUUUGCAUGGUAUCACAGGAGGAAUAUUAUUAAUAGGGAAUUUUUAAUCAUGGUUAAACACCAUCUAAGUCUUAAAUAUUUUUAUACUGUCCUUUUUGAUAUGCUUUGCUCUGUUUUUUUGUUUUACUUUUUCAAAGUAGUUGCAUUUGCACUUUUUUUUUUUUUUUUUUUUAGGGUCAAAGGUUUUGUCAGAUUAUAAUCACAUCAUUCCUUUCAUAACCAAAACAUGUCAGUUUGAAAUAAUAAUCUGAGGUGCAGCAGGUUAAAUACCGUCUGCCUACAUGGUAGUAAUGUACGUUUGCACUUUCUUUUGUGGAACUUGCUGAUAUGUCUCUUUGGACGACUUUUAUUGCUGUAAACAUGUUUUUUAUAAUGCUGUCACAUUUCCCCUCGUUACUUUAGGCAACUGUAAACCAGUUUGCGUCUUUAGUGGUGCCUGAGCACAAACAUGCUCAAUAUUUUACUAACCGCAAA